AUUAUAAAUCUCUGCAAAAUUUAAUUUUUAGUCAAUAAUUUUAUUUAUUAUUCCAGAGAAGUUAAAAUACAAGAUGAACACCGAAGCGGUGGCUCAGCUUGUUCAGGUGCUGGAGAAGACCAUCUCCCCCGACCAGGCGGAGCUCAAGGCCGCGCAACACUUCCUAGAAUCUGCUGCUCAAACUAACCUACCGGAGCUCAUUAAAACAUUAUCAGAUGUGCUCUACCAGGGAGGAAACAGUGCUGUUGUAAGACAGCAGGCUGGAGUCCAGCUGAAGAACUUCCUCUAUACUAAUGACGAGAGCUUGAGGGCUCACUACGAGGAGAGAUGGCUCGCUAUGCCGGAAGAUAUACGCAACUAUACGAAGGCGAACGUUGUGAACACGCUUGGGACAGAAAGUUUUCGUCCGAGCGCUGCAGCUCAGUGUAUCCAGCUGAUUGCUAUGGUAGAGCUGCCCAGAGGAUUGUGGCCGGGUUUGAUCAGUAUCCUAGUACACAACGUGACAGAUCCAGAGAGUACAUCAGUUCUCAAGGAGUGUACUCUCCAGGCUAUAGGAUAUAUCUGCCAGGAUGUCGACUCAAGAUGUUUGGAGGAAGGAUCCAAUGAGAUCCUGACCGCUAUUGUCCAUGGUAUGCGCAGAGAUGAACCCAGUAACCAGGUUAAACUUGCUUCAACCAACGCUCUGCUCAACUCCCUCGAGUUCACCCGGGGCAACUUCGAGAAGGAGACUGAAAGACAUUUCAUCAUGCAGGUCGUCUGUGAAGCCACACAGAACCUUGACGUACAGGUUAAAGUUUCUGCUCUACAGUGUUUGGUGAAGAUUAUGUCCCUUUACUAUCAGUAUAUGGAGGCAUAUAUGGGCCAGGCAUUAUUUGCGAUAACCCUGGAUGCCAUGAGAGCUGAACAGGACGAGGUUGCUCUCCAGGGCAUAGAGUUCUGGUCUAAUGUUUGUGACGAGGAAGUUGAUCUACAGAUAGAGGCUAGCGAGGCUACAGAGGCUGGUCGACCUCCAGAACAUGUUUCUAGAUUCUAUGCUAAGGGAGCUCUUCAAUUCCUAGUUCCUGCUCUUAUGCAAUCCCUCUGCAAACAGGAAGAGUUUGAUGAUGAGGAUGACUGGAACCCGUACAAAGCUGCAGGAGUGUGUAUGAUGCUGCUGGCUACCUGCUGUGAGGAUGAUAUAGUUCCUCAUGUUCUACCCUUUGUCAAGGAUAAUAUCAAGGACGCAGACUGGAGACACAGGGAUGCUGCUCUUAUGGCGUUUGGUUGUAUCCUGGAAGGUCCUGAUCCAGUCCAGCUCAAACCCCUAGUGGAGCAAGCUAUGCCUAUGCUCAUUGAAACCAUGAAGGACUCCUCUGUAGUAGUCAAGGAUACUGCUGCCUGGACUAUUGGUAGAGUAUGUGAACUUAUUCCUGAGGCGGCUAUCAAUCCAACCACUCUCCAGCCACUUCUUGAAGCUCUGGUUACUGGCCUCUCUGCUGAGCCUCGUGUUGCCUCUAAUGUCUGUUGGGCGUUCUCUUCCCUAGCGGAGGCUGCCUACGACUCUGCGGAUAGGAUGGAGGAUGAGGAGACACCUAGAACCUAUUGUCUCUCCCCCUUCUUCUCCCCAAUUGUAGAGAAGUUGCUAUGGGUGACAGACCGCGAGGAUGCUGGAUCUUCAAACCUCCGCGCAGCUGCGUAUGAGGCUCUCAUGGAAACUGUGAAGAACUCCCCGAAGGACUGCUACGACACUGUGCAAAAGACCACUGUGAUUAUCCUUCAACGUCUUCAGCAAGUUCUACAGAUGGAAACCCAUAUUCAGAACCAGACUGACCGGGCGCAGUUCAACGACCUGCAGUCCCUGCUCUGCGCAACUCUGCAGUCUGUUCUGCGCAAGGUUGAGCCUGCGCACGCGCCCGCAAUAUCUGAUACGAUUAUGACAGCUCUUCUGCAGAUGUUCCAGUCUUCAACCCAAACACGCGCCGGAGGAGUACAGGAAGACGCGCUAAUGGCAGUAGCAACUCUUGUUGAGGUUCUUGGAGAGUCUUUUAUCAAGUAUAUGGAGGCGUUCAAACCCUUCCUUCUGAUAGGGUUGAAAAAUAUUGCAGAAUAUCAGGUCUGUCAUGCAUCAGUUGGUUUAGUAGGAGAUAUCUGUAGAGCACUGGGAAACAAGAUCACCCUCUUCAGUGACGAGAUCAUGGAGGUUCUCAUGUCAAACCUCAGUGAUAACUCAGUUCACAGAACAGUGAAACCGCAGAUUCUCUCCGUAUUCGGAGAUAUGGCGCUGGCCGUUGGACCCGAGUACGUCAAGUAUCUUGAUGUUGUCAUGACAACCCUGAUGCAGGCUAGUCAGUGUCAGGUGGAUAGAUCAGAUUUCGAUAUGAUUGACUAUCUGAACGAGUUGAGAGAAGGAUGCCUUGAAGCGUAUACAGGAAUUAUCCAAGGACUGAAGGGAGAUGAGAAUACACCAACUGAUGCUCUAGUCCGAGUACAACCUCAUGUAGCGUACAUAGUUCAGUUUAUUACUGUAGUAGCACAGGAUUCAGAGCACAGUGACGCUAGUGUAGCAGCAUCAGCAGGUUUAAUCGGAGAUCUGUGUGCUGCCUUUGGAAAGGAUAUUGUGAGUAUGCUUGAUGUUGAACCCAUCUCAGAGCUACUCACACAGGGUCGCAGGUCUAAGAUGACCAAGACAAAAACCCUGUCGACCUGGGCAACCAAGGAGAUCAGAAAACUUAAGAAUGCGUCCAGUACUGGACCCUGAGAUGUGUGUUGAAAUGAUAUGAACUGUUAGUGACCUACUCCCAACUCUAGUCAAGGGUUGGAGAACUCUCCUGACUGGGAACUCUGCAGCAUCGAGGUUGCAGAGUUCUAAACCUGAAGGCUGUGAUAUUCGUUGACUAGUGAUUAUGUGACUUGUGAUGACGUUUGCGUGUGACAACAUUUCAUUCUAACCUUGUUGUCAUUGUGUGUUCUAUCCGCGAUAUUAUUCUGAUCCAACCCUGCUCCGUACUGGGCGUAAUACAGGCAGCAGGAGCAUACCAAUCCUGUUAUGUUAAACCUGGUGUAUACAACUAGAUAAUUGAUACGUUUGGAGCAAUGGAUUGGAGGAAACUGAGUUUGUGUACAAAUUGUUGUUGACCAAGGAUGCUAUUUGAACCCUGAAACUUGAGGCUGUGCUAGUGUUUGACCGGUGUGAUAAAUGGGUGUCUUGAGACCCCGUCUAGGUCCAGUGUGGGUAUCCAUGGUAGAGUGUUGUGACCCUGGAGCCCGGUCUUGUAUUCGUUAUAUUCAUUCUGUUGAGAGAACCUGAUGUGUGAACACUGAUUUAUUCAUUUAUAUCUUCUUGUUUCUCUAUUGUUUCCAUUUCUCUAGAAUGAAGAUUACAAACUAAGAGUUUGUACAAUCUUUAGUUUGUGAUAAUCACGAAAUUAAUUUUAAACAUUUGAAUCUAUUGAAGUAGAUAUUAUGUAAACGCAUGUAUGAGAAUAAAUUGUAUUUUAUUUCUUAA
Molecule: messenger RNA, 3484 nt
Organism: Eurytemora carolleeae
Lineage: Eukaryota; Metazoa; Arthropoda; Copepoda; Calanoida; Temoridae
Gene: Fs(2)Ket
Product: importin subunit beta-1
Exons: 13
Coding region: 74-2737 (887 amino acids)
Biological process (GO): protein import into nucleus
Cellular component (GO): nucleus; cytoplasm
Molecular function (GO): small GTPase binding; nuclear import signal receptor activity
Source: RefSeq, a predicted model, not a curated record